Messenger RNA from Miscanthus lutarioriparius, 537 nucleotides. NCBI's taxonomy places the organism in Eukaryota, Viridiplantae, Streptophyta, Magnoliopsida, Poales, Poaceae. The record is from the annotation of a GenBank genome assembly.
AUGGCAUCGUCCAGCUGGGAUAGGGUGGGGCAGGCGGCGAGCGUGAUUCAGGUCACCGGCGUCGACGCGUUCGGCCUGGUGAACAUGAUCGUGCAGGCGGCGCACACCGCACGCCGCAACAGGGAUCUGUGCCAGCAGCUGGCCCAGCACGUUCUGAUCGUCGCCGAUCUGCUCCGGAAGCUGGACAUCCCGGCGCUCAGGCAGCACCUGGAGACGCGGAGGCCGCUGGAGCUGCUGGACGCCGCUCUUUUCCGUGCGUACAAGCUCGUCAGGUCCUGCGCCCAGCGACAAGAGAACACAAGCCAGAUCUAUCAGAUGUUUACUGGCGCGGAGGUGGCCUCCAAGCUUCGGCUGGCGCAGGAGGAGAUCGACCGCUACAUCAACCUAAUCCCCAUGAUCACCCUUGUUGCCGCCGUCGGCGCCCGGCAGGCUACCAAUGAGGUGCAUGAGGAUGGGAGCAAUGAUGCUGCCCCAACUCAAAGCAGGUUGCCUGAGUAUGUAAUUAAAUUAUUUUCAGUUUAUUAUCAGAUUCCAUAG